Moneuplotes crassus is the source of this 1414-nucleotide messenger RNA. The record is from the annotation of a GenBank genome assembly. NCBI's taxonomy places the organism in Eukaryota, Ciliophora, Spirotrichea, Euplotida, Euplotidae.
UUUUAGAUAUUAUGUUAACCAGAGCAUUUCUUAAUAAAAGGCUAGCCAGCGGGCCAUCUCUUAAGACUUUUACUAAGAGCAACGUCAGGACUUUUGUAGUAAUGAAUAAAUAUGCAUCUCAAACUGGUGUUAGAGCCAUAACUUCUGGGGCUAAAGUUGAUUUGAACAAUUACAAAAGCUUGAAUUCAGUUCCAUUGAGAUUCUUUUCAGAUCUUCCACCUCAUGUCAAGCUUCAGAUGCCAAGUUUAUCACCAACAAUGGAGAAAGGAAAUCUUGCAAAAUGGUGCAAGAAAGAAGGAGAUCAAGUAGAGCCAGGAGAUAUCCUAGCAGAAGUCGAAACUGAUAAGGCCACUGUUGAUUUUGAAAUGCAAGAAGAUGGAUAUGUUGCCAAACUAUUGGUAGAAGAAGGUGCUCAAGAUAUUGCAUUGGGAGAAUUGGUCGCAAUUUUAGUUGAGGAUGAAGAUGAUAUUGCUGCUUUUAAAGACUAUAAACCAGAAAGUAGCUCCAAUGCUCCUCAGAAGACGCCAAAAGCUCCUGAGCCAGCUACUCCAACUUCAGAGCCAGCUAAAACUCCUAAACCAACUCCAGCUCCUAAGGCUUCUUCUAAACCUAUUACUCAGCCAAAGAAAUCAUCACCUGCUCAGGCCUUUGUUUCCUCUGCUCCAGCAUCUCUGAAUUAUGAAGAUAUCCCAUUGACUCAGGUUCGUAAGAUUAUUGCUAGCAGAUUAUCUGAGAGUAAAGAAACCAUCCCACACUAUUAUGUAACUGUAGAUGCUGAGGUAGAUAGGCUUUUGGAGCUCAGAAGUAUGCUGAAUAACCACUCUGAAUCUAAAAUUUCAGUAAAUGAUAUGAUUAUCAAAGCAUCCUCGCUUGCAUCAAAGAAAGUUCCUCAAGCAAACUCUUCUUGGCAAGGCGACUACAUCAGACAGUACACUAAUGUUGAUGUGAGUGUAGCUGUCAGCACUGAAGGAGGCCUCAUCACUCCUAUUAUUAGAGAAGCUAACAGUAAAGGUCUCGAAACCAUUUCUGCAGAAAUGAAAGACCUUGCAGCUAGAGCUAGAGAGAACAAACUCAAGCCUGAAGAAUUCCAAGGAGGUACUUUCUCGGUUUCUAACCUCGGAAUGUUCGGAGUGGCUCACUUCUCAGCAAUCAUUAAUCCUCCUCAAGCUUGUAUUUUAGCUGUUGGGGGAUCCCAGCAGCGAGUCCUUCCAACUGAAGAGGAAGGUGAAUAUAGGACUGCCAAUGUCAUCUCAUUCACUUUGAGUUCCGAUCACAGAGUUGUAGAUGGUGCUGAAGCAGCAAUUUGGGGCCAACACUUCAAAAAAUAUAUCGAAACUCCUGAGCUCAUGCUUUUGUAAGAAGUUAAUGAAUUCUGAACAGCAUUAUUAAAAAUAUCCAAGUACGGCAUUAUUCA